This is a messenger RNA of Lacerta agilis (Sand lizard), 330 nucleotides long. Its product is annotated as E3 ubiquitin-protein ligase RBX1-like. Gene Ontology annotation, cellular component: anaphase-promoting complex; nucleus. Bases 1 to 330 code for a protein of 109 amino acids. Lineage: Eukaryota; Metazoa; Chordata; Lepidosauria; Squamata; Lacertidae. The record is from RefSeq and is a predicted model, not a curated record. Gene Ontology annotation, molecular function: cullin family protein binding; zinc ion binding; ubiquitin protein ligase activity. The transcript has 2 exons. Gene Ontology annotation, biological process: anaphase-promoting complex-dependent catabolic process; protein ubiquitination.
AUGGAUGUGGACAGACCGAGUGGGACCAAUAGUGGUGCCGGCAAGAAGCGCUUUGAAGUAAAGAAGUGGAAUGCAGUUGCACUCUGGGCUUGGGACAUCAUGGUUGACAACUGUGCCAUUUGCAGAAACCAUAUUAUGGAUCUGUGCAUAGAAUGUCAAGCUAACCAAGCAUCAGAUACCCCCGAAGAAUGCACUGCUGUCAACACACUGUCGGCAGGAGGUUCCCCACUGCCCAAGUUCACCCUCCACCUCAAGGAAGGCUAUCAAAAUAGUGAAGACAACAUGCCAGCAGUGCGGUCUCCUUCCCUGCUUCCUGUGAAUAAAGAAUAA